AUGGGGGUUGGAAAGGAUCUAGUAGUGUUUUUCAAGGAGGGUGGCAAGGUGCUUUUCAAAGCAAUGGCAAGCACUAUUUCCGAGGCCAUGCUCAGAGACAGGAUGUCGAAGGCAGAGGCUGAAAUGAUCCUGGAUAUAUCACCGAGUGUAAGCAGGGACAGGAUGAAAGACACAUUUUUUGAGAUGUAUUGUGCUAACGCCAAGGAGAACGGGGGAUCUCCAUAUAUACAAUCGAAAAUCCUUGGCGCAUAUACUGUUCUUUCCGGCGCCAGUCCGAAGUCUGUGGAUUUCUUGGAGGCUAAUAGAAGAAUCUGCCAGAGAAACACUGAGAAAGCUCUUCACACAAAAAAUAAAAGAGUUCGGCUUUGA
Encephalitozoon hellem ATCC 50504 is the source of this 369-nucleotide messenger RNA. RefSeq lists its product as uncharacterized. NCBI's taxonomy places the organism in Eukaryota, Fungi, Microsporidia, Unikaryonidae. The coding region runs from base 1 to 369 and encodes 122 amino acids. The record is from RefSeq and is a predicted model, not a curated record. The transcript has a single exon.